Molecule: messenger RNA, 351 nt
Organism: Microsporum canis CBS 113480
Lineage: Eukaryota; Fungi; Ascomycota; Eurotiomycetes; Onygenales; Arthrodermataceae
Exons: 1
Coding region: 1-351 (116 amino acids)
Source: RefSeq, a predicted model, not a curated record
AUGAAGUCCGGAAGUGCUCGAUAUCCAUACAUCGGCGAGAGGUUCGGUGCAACUGGAUACGAUCGGCAGAUUAAGAAGCGAGCAGCGGUGUUCCUCAUUCGAAAACCGCUACAAGGUGAUCUCUAUAAAAAUAUUGAAAACCUCAAGCUGGAAAUGGCUUGUGUGAAAGCGGAGCGAUUCCAUGAGGAUGAUAAUUCCGGCGAAGAGGGAAAGGGUAGCAUGAGCAAUGGAGAUAAUGGAGAGAAAGAACACAAUAGCUCAGAAUCCCAGCCCGGCAGUGCUGCGAGGCCAGCAUUAUGUACAAGUUUGGUGUCUGCAGUAGCUCUGAUAUGGGUAUCUCUGCUGGUGUAA